Molecule: messenger RNA, 5474 nt
Organism: Physeter macrocephalus (sperm whale)
Lineage: Eukaryota; Metazoa; Chordata; Mammalia; Artiodactyla; Physeteridae
Gene: EVPL
Product: envoplakin
Exons: 11
Coding region: 211-4953 (1580 amino acids)
Biological process (GO): wound healing; intermediate filament cytoskeleton organization
Cellular component (GO): membrane; intermediate filament; cytoskeleton
Molecular function (GO): structural molecule activity; cadherin binding
Source: RefSeq, a predicted model, not a curated record
CUUCCAAGCCCUGUCCUGACUCUGGCCUGUCCCUGUCCCUACCCCAGCACCCCUGCCCCUGCCCCAGCUCCUGUCCCUCUACCUGUCCCCGUCCCCAGCCUCUACCCACCUUGGCUUUGAUCCUUUCUCCAGCCCGGCCCCUGAGCCUGCACGUGCCCCUCCCCACCUGCCCCCUAGGUGCAGCUGCUGCAGGGCGAACGGUAUACGCUGAUGGACAACACUGACCCGCACACCUGGCUGGUCCAGGGCCCGGCAGGCGAGACCAAACGUGCCCCAGCCGCCUGCUUCUGCAUCCCAGCUCCGGACCCUGAAGCCGUGGCCAGGGCCUCCAGGCUGGCCUCGGAGCUGCAGGCCCUGAAGCAGAAACUGACCACAGUCCAGAGCCGCCUGAAGGCCAGUGCUGCGGAGCCCUUACAGCCCAGCCAGAAGGCUCCAACCAGCUCGGCCCCAGCCGACCCACAGGCCCAGAAGCUCCUGACACGGAUGGCCCGGCUGGAGGAGGACCUGGGGCAGAUAGAGAAGCAGGUGCUGACCUGGCUCCGGGCCCCGCUGAGCCGCAGCACCGCACUGGAGGACCUGGAGGGCCGCAUCCGAAGCCACAAGGGCAUGGCCCAGCGGCUGCAGAGCCUGGGAGCAGAGAAGGCGGCAGCCCAGCAGGAGUGUGAGGCAUUUCUGUCGGGGCAGCCUGGGGGCCCCGCCGCCCUGCACCUACCCGUGGCCCUCAGCAACGUCAAGAACAAGUACAGUGACGUGCAGGUUCUUUGCAGACUCUACGGGGAGAAAGCCAAGGCUGCCCUGGGUCUGGAGCAGCAGAUCCGGGAUGCGGACAGGGUCAUCCGAGGCUUCGAGUCCACCCUGGCGCGGGAGGCCCCCAUCCCUGCAGGCCCAGGCGCGCUGCAGGAGAGGGUCAGCGAGCUGCAGCGCCACCGGAGGGAGCUGCUGGAGCAGCAGGCCUGCGUGCUGGGGCUGCACCGCCAGCUGAAGGCCGCCGAGUGCGCGUGCGGCACGCUGCACAGUACUUUCCAUGAAUUCUGCCAAGACCUGCCACGCCAGCAGCGCCAGGUGCAGGCCCUCACGGACCGCUACCACUCCGUGGGUGACCAGCUGGACCUGCGGGAGAAGAUGGUGCAGGACGCUGGCCUCACCUACCAGCAGUUCAAGAACUGCAGGGACAACCUGAACUCCUGGCUGGAGCACCUGCCCCGCAACGAGGUGCGGCCCAGAGACGGGCCCAGCCAGAUUGCCUACAAGCUGCAGGUGCAGAAGAGUCUGCUGCAGGAGAUCCAGGGCCGAGAGCAGGACAGGGCCACGGCAUCCCGCCUCUCCCAGCACCUGCAGGCGGCCCUCCAGGACUAUGAGCUGCACGCAGCCGCCUACCGCUGCUCCCUGGAGCCCACCCAGGCGGGGGCGGCACCCGGGAGACCCCGAGUGGCCCCGCUGCAGGAGAGCCUCCGGGCCCAGGAGAAGAACCUGAUGAAGGCCUACGCUGAGGUUGCAGCCAUGCACCAGCAGCAACUGCACCAGCUGGAGUUUGCCGGAAGGAUUCUGGAGCAGCAGGUCUCCGGGAGCCCAGCCCGAGCCCGGAGGGAGUCAGAGGCCCCGAAGUCCCAGCUGGAGGAGGAGAGGAAGCGGGUGGCCCAGGUGCAACGCGAGCUAGAGGACCGGAGCAACCAGCUGCUGCAACUGAAGACCCAGCGGCCCUUGGAGAAACUGGAGGAGAAGGAAGUGGUGGAUUUCUCCCGGGACCCCCAGCUGGAGAGCAGCCUGUCCAGGGUGAAGUCCCAGGUGGAGGACGAGGGCAAGAAGCGGGCUGGCCUGCAGGCAGAUCUGGAGGCGGCGGCGCAGAAGGUCGUGCAGCUAGAGAACCAGAGGAAGGCCACGCAGCCUCACCUGCUGACCAAGGAGGUCACCCAGAUCGAGAGGGACCCUGGCCUGGACGGCCAGGCGGCCCAGCUCAGCAGCGAGAUCCAGCUCCUGCGGGGGGAGAACGCCGCCGUCUCGGCCCAGCUGGAGGCGCUGAGGACGGAGCUGCUGGCCCUUGAACAGAAGGAGGCGAGUGUGAAGGAGAAGGUCGUGGUGAGAGAAGUGGUCAAGGUGGAGAAGGACCUGGAAAUGGUCAAGGCAGCCCAGGCCCUGAGGCUGCAGGUGCAGGAGGACGCGGCGCAGAGGAAGGGGGCGGAGGCAGCCGUGGCCAGGCUGCAGGCUCGCAUCGCGGAGCUGGAGCAGGCGAUCCGCGCCGUGCAGCCGAAGGUGAUGGUGAAGGAGGUGAAGAGGGUCGAGCAGGACCCAGGCCUCCUCCUAGAGGCGUCCAGGCUGAGGAGCCGCCUGGAGGCGGAGAGGCGGGAGAACGAGGCGCUGGCCGGGGAGCUGAAGGAGCUGCGCGGCAGGCACAGCGCGGAGGAGAAGCAGACGCCCAGGGUGGACCUGCAGGAGCGUGUCCACGAGAUCUUCCAGGUGGAUCCGGAGACGGAGCGGGAGAUGGCGCGGCUCAGGGCCGAGCUGCAGGAGACCGCCCGCAGGAGGGGCGGCGUGGAGGAGGCGGCGGGGCGGCUGCUGCCCGAGCUGGCGGUCCUGCGGGCGCGGAAGCCCGUGCUGGAGUACAAGCAGGUGACGCAGGAGGUCGUGAGGCACGAGAGGAGCCCGGAGGUGCUGCGGGAGAUGGACCGCCUGAAGGCCCAGCUCAACGAGCUGGUCAACGGCAGCGGGCGGGCCCAGGAGCAGCUCAUCCGGCUGCAGGGGGAGCGCGACGAGUGGAGACGGGAACGCUCCAAGGUGGAGACCAAGACGGUGAACAAGGAGGUGGUGCGCCACGAGAAGGACCUGGUCCUGGAGCAGGAGGCCCAGCGGCUGCGCCAGGAGGUGCGGGAGGCGGCCCAGAAGCGACGGGCGGCCGAGGACGCGGUCUACGAGCUGCAGAACAAGUACCUGCUGCUGGAGCGGCGGCGGCCCGAGGAGAAGGUGGUGGUGCAGGAGGUGGUGGUCACCCGGAGGGACCCGAAGCGCCGCGAGGAGCACAGCCGGCUGAGCCGGAGCCUGGACGAGGAGGCGGGCCGGCGGCGGCAGCUGGAGCGGCAGGUGCAGCAGCUGCGGGCCGCCGUGCAGGAGGACGAGGGCCUGCUCAGCUUCCGGGAGGACCGCGGCAAGAAGCUGGCCGUGGAGAGGGAGCUGCGGCAGCUGACCCUGAGGGUCCAGGAGCUGGAGAAGCGGCCUCCCGCGGUGCAGGAGAAGGUCAUCGUGGAGGAGGUGGUCCAGCUGGAGAAGGACCCGGACCUGGAGAAGUCCACGGAAGGCCAGCGGCGGGACCUGGACCAGGAGAAGACCCAGGUGACCGAGUUGCGUCGGGAGUGCGAGAACCUGCAGGUGCAGAUCGACGUGCUCCAGAAAACCAAACCGCAGGAGAAGACCAUCUACAAGGAAGUGAUCAGGGUGGAGAAGGACCCGGUCCUGGAGGGAGAGCGCUCCCGGGUGUGGGAGAUGCUCAACAGGGAGCGCGCAACCCGGCAGAGCCGGGAGGAGGCGGCGAGGCGCCUGCGGGAGCGGAUAGACCGGGCGGAGGCGCUGAGGAGGACGUGGUCGCAGGAGGAAGCCGAGCUCCAGAAGGCCCGGGACCAGAAGAGCCAGGAGUGCAGACAGCUGCAGGAGGAGCUGCGGGAGCUGGAGACGCAGAAGCGGCAGAAGGUGCUGAGCCUGCAGGAGGAGUCGAAGCUGCUCAGCCAGAAGACAGAGAGCGAGCGGCAGAGGGCAGCCCAGCGGGGCCAGGAGCUCUCGCAGCUCGAGACGGCCAUCCUCCGCGAGAAGGACCAGAUCUACGAGAAGGAGAGGGCCCUCCGGGACCUCCACACCAAGGUGAGCCGGGAGGAGCUCAACCAGGAGACCCAGACGCGAGAGACCAACCUCUCCACCAAGAUCUGCAUCUUGGAGCCCGAGACGGGGAAGGACAUGUCCCCGUACGAGGCCUACAAGAGGGGCAUCAUCGACCGAGGCCAGUACCUCCAGCUGCAGGAGCUCGAGUGUGACUGGGAGGAGGUCAGCACCUCGGGUCCCUGUGGGGAGGAGUCUGUGCUCCUGGACCGCCAGAGCGGGAAGCAGUACUCCAUCGAGGCCGCCCUGCGCUGCCGGCGCAUCUCCAAGGAGGAGUACCAUCUCUACAAGGACGGCCACCUCCCCAUCAGCGAGUUCGCCCUGCUCGUGGCCGGGGAGACCAAGCCCUGCUCCUCCCUCUCCAUCGGCACCAUCAUCUCCAAGUCCCCGCUGGCCUCCCCGGCCCCCCAGAGCACCAGAUUCUUCUCUCCCGGCUUCUCUCUCGGGCUCAGCGAGGACAACUUCCCCAUCGCCGGCGUCUACGACACAACCACGGACAACAAGGUCACCAUCAAGACGGCCGUGGCCAAGAACAUGCUGGACCCCGUUACCGGGCAGAAGCUGCUGGAGGCGCAGGCAGCCACGGGGGGUAUUGUGGACCUCCUCAGCCGGGAGCGCUACUCCGUGCACAAGGCUGUGGAGAGGGGGCUGAUCGAGAACAGCUCAGUGCAGAGGCUGCUCAGUGCCCAGAAGGGCUUCACCGGCCUCGAGGACCCCGUCACCAAGAAGAGGCUGUCGGUGGGCGAGGCCAUUCAGAAGGGCUGGAUGCCCCAGGAGAGCGUGCUCCCGUACCUGCGGGUGCAGCACCUGACCGGAGGGCUGAUCGACCCCAAGAGGACGGGCCGCAUCCCCGUCGCACAGGCCGUGCUUGCCGGCAUGAUCAGCGAAGAGCUGGCCCAGCUCCUGCAGGACGAGGCCAGCUACGAGAAAGAUUUGACAGACCCCAUCUCCAAGGAACGGCUGAGCUACAAGGAGGCCAUGGGACGCUGCCGGAAGGACCCCCUGAGCGGCCUGCUGCUCCUUCCGGCCUCGCUGGAGGGGUACCGCUGCUACCGCUCGGCCUCCCGCUCCGUCCUGCGCUCCCUGCACUGACGGGGGACAAAGCAGUCACCGGAGCGUGUGUGAGGGGGGAGGGUAGGAUGCAUGCACCCCUGGCCCCCAGAGCAGCCCAAUCCGAGGGCGUGGGUCUUCCCUCUGUCUGACUGACUCUCGGUGUUGGGCUCCCUCCCCUUUGGUGCCCAGUCCAUCCCCUGACCUGGAUGGAGAUCAGCAGCUGUUUUCCUCCCUCCUCCCUCAACCCAGUGCUUCCAAUAAACGAAUUCUCCUGGUGUCUUGUUCACAUCUGGGAACAGAAGAGUCGAUUCGUCCGGGGAGUGAGCAUAAGGGACGGCACUACUUGGGUCCUGGGGAGUGGACACGCCCAGCUGGCCCUGCUGGGGAUGCGGUGCUUUCGGAGGCCUGUGGCUCCUCUGACUCUAGGAAGGACCCGACGGGGGCAGGCCACGGAGGAUGAUGCCCGCCCGCCCCUCCCCCAGCCCCCCGCUCCCCACCGGCUCAGGGCCUCUCAGUUCAGGCCAGGAACUGUCUUCAGCCCGCUGUCAACCUCCCCCUUG